Paramecium sonneborni is the source of this 1168-nucleotide messenger RNA. The record is from the annotation of a GenBank genome assembly. Lineage: Eukaryota; Ciliophora; Oligohymenophorea; Peniculida; Parameciidae.
AUGAAAACAGUGUUGCUUAUUACCUUGAUUGCUAUUGCAUUCACAGCCAGAGUGUAAGAAAAGAAUUUAGCGAAGAUUACAACUGAUUUAAAAAAGAGUACAUACGGAAAUGCACUUCUUCAUUUGGUUGAACUUCACUCAAUGGUAGGAGGACCAGUAUAAGAAUUGGUUGAUGCUAUCGAAGAGCUUAUAAAUGACCUUGAAGAGGAAUUAGAAGAAUUAGAAUUCAAUUUCUAAUAAAGAACAAAUGAACAUAAUUCAUUAGUCAUUGGAUAUGAAUAGGAUAUUUAAGAUGCCGUGAUUGGUAAGAUAAUAUUUUUAAAAUUUAGAUGUUAACAAUACUUAAGAUACUUUGGAUAACUUACUUUUCCCAAGAAGAGAAUAACUCUAAGUUAGAAUCGAAUAAAUCUAAGAAUAUUAAGAGGCCAAUAGAUAAAAUUAUGAUGAAGCAGUUCUUACAAGGGAAUAAGAACAUGAAGAUUUUGAAUUUUAAGUUGCAGAAUUAAACGAUGCCACAGCUGCAGUUGAUGAUGCUCUAGCAUUACUUUCAUCACUUACAAAUCCAUCACUCCUCUAAAUCAAGAGAUUCUAAAAUUCAUUGAAAAAUAUUGAAUCUAAAAUUAAAUCAAGAUCUAAGAUGGCUCCAAUGAUCAAAGCUCUUAUCACUUUAGCUUCUAAUUAAAACUUUUCAGAUUAAGGAAUUAUCGGAUAAAUUGUAGAUGCUCUUAAUGAAUUUAGAAAUGCUAUUGUUGAUUCAAUAAAUGCAUAAACAGCUGCAGAAGCUGAUGCUUAAGCUGAUCAUGAAGAAUAUCUUGAGUAAUUAGAUGCUGAAUUUGCAGAAUUCUAAAGACAAAUUAAUAGAAUCAACGUUGACUUGACAGCUACAAAUGGUAAUCAAUUAUAUUAAUAAUUUUAGAAAAAAUUGAUUAAAUGAGCGAAUUCAGAGAUUAAAGAGAAGCUGAUAGAAAAUAAUAUAUUGCUGAACUUGAAUUAGAAAAUAAUACAUAUGCCGAAGAGACUGAUAUCUACACAAACUUAAAAAAUGAAUUCACUAGAGAACUUGGAAUCAGUGAAUAAGCUUUAUCAGUUGUUAAAAGUGCAGAUUUUACCAACAUUUAAGUUUGAAAGAAAUAAGUUUAAGUUUCUUAUUAUUAAGCACAAAUAUAUU